AUGGCAACAGUUAUCCUUGGAGGAGGUAUCAUUGGAACCUCAAUCGCCUAUUAUCUCUCCGAAGGUCAAUCUGGAGAGAAUAUCCAUGUGGUUGAUUCCUCAUCCAAGCUCUUUUGCUCUGCUUCUGGCUACGCAGCUGGCUUCAUGGCCAGGGAUUGGUUCGGCCCUUCUCUCACACCAUUGGGAGACCUUUCCUUCAGGCUGCAUCAGUCUCUGGCUGCUGAGAAAGGCGGCACAGAGAAAUGGGGAUAUAUGAAAGGGAGUGCACUCAGUCUGGGAGUUGCGAAGAAGAAGGGGGAAAAACGUGGAGAUGACCGGCUCCGUACGGGCACCAGUCGGGCAGAAACCGCAGCUGGAUCGGAGCAGGUCACCGCAGAGCCACCGCCGUGGCUGACAAGGCAGCAUGGAGCUGACGUGGCGAAGAUCAGCGAGGAUGAUGAUACAGCUCAAGUGGAUCCUCUGAGAUUGUGCGAAUAUUUUUUGGAUGCCUGCUUAGAACGAGGCGUGAAGGUCCACAAUCCUGUAAAGGCAGUGUCUACUGGAGAGGAUGAAGCCAUAACAGCAGUCAAGAUCGUCAAUCUUGACACGAAAGCUGAAUCUACCACCGCUUGCUCAAACCUUGUUCUCUGCGCUGGACCGUGGACAGAGCGGGUGCUUCAGGAGUUGUUCCCCACGGCGAAAGUUUCACUCCCUAUCUAUUCCUUAGCGGGCUACUCUUUGGUUCUGCGCUCUCCAAGAUACACUGUGGAGCACGAGCAAACGACAUACAAUGGCCGGAGUCAAGCUCUAUUUACCACAUGUCCCCUGUCUUGCGGCUUUUGUCCGGAGUUAUUCUCGCGACAAGGAACAGAGAUCUAUAUCGCAGGCCUUAAUACGACACAGAUUCCCCUUCCGGAUCGAGCAGAUAAUUACUACAAGUCGAUGGAUUAGAAGGAGAUGAGGAGGCUGAAAGCAGUCUCUGUCCGUCUUCUUGGAAGGCUUGCAGAGGGCAGCUCUGAGGCAACAGACGCAAUCACGAACACUGACGAUUUGGAGAUCCUACGUGAAGGGUUGUGCUUCCGACCCGCUUCGGAGAGUGGAACCCCUUUCGUAGGAAAGAUUGAAGCUAGCUCAUUGGGGGCGAGUACAACCGGAGGUGUGUAUGUUGCUGCAGGCCAUGGCCCAUGGGGCAUCUCGCUCAGUCUAGGAACUGGCAAAAUUGUUGCCGAGUUAGUGACAGGUGCUGAGUCUUCAGCGGAUAUUAGUGGCUUGGGCGUGUGAAUAGAGAUAUUCGGACAGAUUGACGGAGAGUUUGAAGUUAGACAAGCAAUUAUGUUAGUCACCAUAAG
Messenger RNA from Aspergillus saccharolyticus JOP 1030-1, 1328 nucleotides. Its product is annotated as NAD(P)/FAD-dependent oxidoreductase. Lineage: Eukaryota; Fungi; Ascomycota; Eurotiomycetes; Eurotiales; Aspergillaceae. Gene Ontology annotation, cellular component: late endosome; cytoplasm. The transcript is spliced from 3 exons. Gene Ontology annotation, biological process: retrograde transport, endosome to Golgi. Bases 1 to 930 code for a protein of 309 amino acids. Gene Ontology annotation, molecular function: oxidoreductase activity. The record is from RefSeq and is a predicted model, not a curated record.